This is a messenger RNA of Acaromyces ingoldii, 1371 nucleotides long. Its product is annotated as PhyH-domain-containing protein. Lineage: Eukaryota; Fungi; Basidiomycota; Exobasidiomycetes; Exobasidiales; Cryptobasidiaceae. The record is from RefSeq and is a predicted model, not a curated record. Gene Ontology annotation, biological process: fatty acid alpha-oxidation. The coding region runs from base 89 to 1315 and encodes 408 amino acids. The transcript has a single exon. Gene Ontology annotation, molecular function: phytanoyl-CoA dioxygenase activity.
AAAAAGUCUGCGCAUUUUUAAAGGCAGUCUCAGACUCGAAUCGGGCCCUUCUCUCUCUCUUUUGAUUCGUGGAAAGGGCAAAGCCAUCAUGGGUGUGCCGGCGCGGCUGUUCAAGACGUCGCUCCAGUCGUCGCUCGAGGGCCUGCGAGCCUGCACGGCGCGCACGACGCAGCGCGACGCGGUCCCGCUCGCCGCGUCGAUUGCGAGCGAGGUGCCCAUCUAUGAGGGCAGCCAGCUGCGACAGUGGCUUGGCGAGGGUGCUGCCGCUGUGGAAAGGGAGGAGCAGCUGAUGGACGAGUGGCACGCGUGCCUAGGCGAAGGGCCAGGCGUCUUUGUCGUGCGCGACAUGGUGCCGCGCGAGGCAGUCGAUGCGGCCAGCCGCGCCCUAGAUGGCAUCCUCGAGGCCGAGGCGCGCGGCAGCGGCGGUCGAGCGCGGGGGGACCACUUUGCAAAGGCCGGCGCAAAUAGCCGUGUCUGGAACUCGUUUGAGAAGCUGGCCGUGGCUGACGCGGGUGCGUUUGCACGCUACUUUGCCAACCCGCUCCUCGAUCUCGCCUGCCAGGCUUGGCUGGGGCCUGGCUACCAGCUGACGUCACAGCUCAACGUCGUGCACCCCGGUGGACAGGCGCAGGACCCCCACCGCGACUACCACCUGGGCUUCCAGAGCGCCGCCGCAGCUGCACGCUAUCCGAUUGCGACGCAGGUGGCCAGCCAGCGCCUGACGCUCCAGGGCGCCGUGGCCCACUCGGACAUGCCCCUCGCCUCGGGCCCCACGCUGCUGCUCCCCUUCAGCCAGCUCCUGCCUGACGGCUACCUCGCCUACCGCCACGCCGAGGUGCGCAGCGCGGCCGAGGCCUCCUUUGUCCAGGUUCCCCUCGCCAAGGGCGACGGCCUCUUCUUCAGCCCGGCCCUCAUCCACGCGGCGGGCACCAACACGACGAGCGACGUGUCGCGCGCCGCCAAUCUGCUCCAGGUCUCGAGCCCGUUUGGAAAGCCGAUGGAGCGUGUCGAUACGCAGCGCAUCAUCCGCGCCGUCUUUGCCUCGGCUCGUGAACUGUAUGAGAGUCAAGUAGAGAAGGGAGGAAGAGGGGAAGCAGGGGGAGGGGUAACAGGAGGAGGGGCAAGGGCGACAUUGGCAGAGGUGAAGGCGCUGGUCAGGGCCACUGCCAGUGGGUACGCGUUUCCAGCCAAUCUGGACACGACAGCGCCCAAGCCAGACGGAUCGAUGGCCACGACCGAGCAGGACCUCCUCUGGGAGGCACUCGGCGCACGCUGGUCACAGGACCAACUCGAGACCGAGCUAGCGAAGCUGUAAAGGGGUGGAACAGGGCAGUGCAAUCAGCGAAAUCAACCAAUGAGAGUGAUGGCCUG